Caenorhabditis elegans is the source of this 1754-nucleotide messenger RNA. RefSeq names its product L-type lectin-like domain-containing protein (gene ile-1). Gene Ontology annotation, cellular component: endomembrane system; endoplasmic reticulum-Golgi intermediate compartment; endoplasmic reticulum-Golgi intermediate compartment membrane. Lineage: Eukaryota; Metazoa; Nematoda; Chromadorea; Rhabditida; Rhabditidae. The transcript has 6 exons. Bases 3 to 1481 code for a protein of 492 amino acids. The record is from RefSeq and is marked reviewed. Gene Ontology annotation, molecular function: carbohydrate binding.
AUAUGACCUCAUCACGGGUUCUACUCGUGCUGCUGGCCGUAAUCGUUACCAUUCAAGCACAAAAUACUCCGGUUUUCAAGAAGUUCGAAUACAAGCAUUCUUUCCGUGCUCCAAAUCUUGCACAACGCGAUGGAUCUAUUCCUUUCUGGAUUGUUAGUGGAGAUGCUAUUGCUUCUGGUGAACAGCUCCGAUUGGCUCCAUCAAUGAGAAGCAGAAAAGGUAUUGCGUGGAACAAGAGAGCUUUCUUAGAAAGUGAAAACUUCCAGGUAGACAUCGCUCUGAAAAUUGGAGGACAGGGACGUGUCGGAGCAGAUGGUCUCGGAAUCUGGUACACUUCUCAACUUGGAGCCCUUGGACCAGUUUUCGGAGGAAACGAUUUCUGGACGGGUAUGGGAUUGUUCCUCGAUUCGUUCGACAACGAUGGCCAAAAGAACAACCCACAGGUGUCUCUUAUGCUGAAUGAUGGAACCAGAUCAUAUGAUCAUCAUACCGAUGGAUCACAACAGAUUUUGUCUAGUUGCCAACGAGAUUUCCGUAAUAAGCCAUAUCCAGUUCGCAUUCGAAUCGAAUAUUUGAAGAAUGUACUCACAGUUCAUAUUGACGAUGGUAUGCAACCAACACCUCGUUACGAGCUUUGUAUGCGUGCUGAAAACAUCUUCCUUCCACGUAAUGGAUACUUCGGCGUUUCUGCUGCUACCGGCGGUCUUGCUGAUGACCACGACGUUUUGGACUUCUCUGUAUUCUCUCUUUUCAACGAGCAACAGAAACCAGUGCCAGUUGCUGAGCAGAUUCCACAACAAGAGAAACAAAAAUAUGAUGAAGAGUUCGAGAGGCAGAUGAAAGAAUAUGAACAGGAGAGAGCCAAAUUCAAGGAGCAACAUCCGGAUAAAGUGAAAGAAGACGACGAGUAUGAUCCAAAUAAGUAUUAUGAGGAUGCUACUGCUCGCGAACUUCGUUUAAUUUAUGAGUCUCAAAACGCUAUUCAUCAGGUUAUGCAGAACAUGGAUCAGAGGCUAGCACAAAUCCAGCAGGCUCAAACGUCUGGUGUCGCUGCUGCAGUACCUCACUCCGGUGGAGCAGCACCAGCUCCAGUCGCCGCUGGCGGAAGCUUCCAACAACACGAGAAAAAUGAAGUUAUAACGUCAUUGCGAGAUUUAACUCAAACGAUUCGUGACAUGAAACAGUAUGUCAAUGAAAUCUUCACCAAAACGUAUAACAUUGAUCAAAAAAUUGCUCAAGGUGGUGCUGGUGCAGGUGGAGUAGACAGCAGCAUGCAUCAAAAAGUUGAUUCAUUGCUUAAUGAGCUACGAACAGUCAGAGCAACUCAAAUUCAAACAAGUGGACCUGGAGCCGCUGCGAACUGCCCGAACAUUUCAUGCGUCUCGUCAACCAUCUUCAUGUUAAUCAUAUUCAUUCAAUCAGCCAUCAUAGUUGCAGUCGUUUUUGUACGAAGCAAGCAAGACAAGGCCAAAUUCUACUAAUUUAUUGCAUUCUAACCAUCAUUAACUAACAAUGUCUUUCCCCUUCGAACCUGUCGUCAAAUGUGAUGUUUUGUUCUCAAUACAGCGUAUUUACGACAUUAUCGCGACCCCACAACGAAUUUUCUUAUUCAAAAAAUCCCCUGGUAAAUAAUAUCAUCUCACCCCUGAUUGUGUUGUGUUUUAGUCAGAUUUCCCCCGUUAUUUUUUUCGAUUUGUAUGGUAUUUGAAUGGUGCAUUCGAUGGUAGUUUAUUUAAAUAAAAAUGUAUUGUUUA